This is a messenger RNA of Lodderomyces orthopsilosis Co 90-125, 756 nucleotides long. RefSeq lists its product as uncharacterized. Lineage: Eukaryota; Fungi; Ascomycota; Pichiomycetes; Serinales; Debaryomycetaceae. The transcript has a single exon. Bases 1 to 756 code for a protein of 251 amino acids. The record is from RefSeq and is a predicted model, not a curated record.
AUGUCUACAUCUACACUAAAUGAAAAAGUGUUAAAAUAUACAUCCUCCUUACUAUCAGAUAUUCAAUCCAAAUCAUCAAUUGAACAAAUACACCAAAUCAAAAUUAGCAAAAAUGAUGUAAUGAAAUCGCAAAUUGAAAAGAUUCUAACCACACUUGGAGAAGCCAAUCAACCUACAUUGUGUUUCGGUAUCACUCGAGAUGUUCAAAAACUAAUAUCGAUAAUUGAAAUAGUGAAACAAAAGAAGACGCGAGGCGGAUCUAAACUACAUCAGUAUAAUUGUUUAUUACGCGUACGAACGAAAGUUAAUCCAUAUCAGAAACUGACUAGUAAAAAUGGGGUUGAAGUUGUUGAUUUUUCCAAGGCUUUGAAAGUUGCUGGUGUAGAUUAUGAUAACAAUGGUAGCCGUGGUGAGGACAUCCAAGAAGAAAAGGACAAUGACGAGAAGGAGACGGAGAGGAAGGAUGAGGAUGAGGAGGAAGAAGAAGAAGAUGGAUUCACGUCUGAUGAUGAUGGCAUGAGUGAAGAAUCCCAAGGACAGAAAGCUUAUGAUGAGAUACAAAGGAAGAGGAAACUGAUGAAGAAGGAACAAAAGAGGCAGGAGAGGGAAGAUAAGAUUACUAAAACACAAGAAGAAAAGGAAGCUCAAAGGGAGAUAAAGGGAGAUAAAAUGUAUGAUGUACCUGUGAUGUUUAUCCUUCUAAGUGGCAUAGAUCUUUCUUCUUAUUUAGAUAAGGAUUGGACCAUACAAAGCUGA